Salarias fasciatus (jewelled blenny) is the source of this 806-nucleotide messenger RNA. Its product is annotated as E3 ubiquitin-protein ligase RNF170-like. The transcript has 5 exons. The record is from RefSeq and is a predicted model, not a curated record. Lineage: Eukaryota; Metazoa; Chordata; Actinopteri; Blenniiformes; Blenniidae. Gene Ontology annotation, molecular function: ubiquitin protein ligase activity. Bases 118 to 771 code for a protein of 217 amino acids.
ACCAUCUUCCCCCGCCAGUGGGUCAGUCACCUGGGGUCAUCCAGAUCUUCGCAGGCUCAAGCUGCCCACAUCAAGAUAGUUGCUACGAGGUGCUUCAAGGCUGCUUCAAGUUGCUACAUGGAGUCCAUGCAGUCAUGUUCGUCCACAAGCAGACACGACCUGCAUUGCCCUGUCUGCCUCCAAACGGCCAGUUUCCCAGUUCAGACAAACUGCGGCCAUGUGUUUUGUGCUCGCUGCCUGAUCACAUACUGGAGGCACGGCUCAUGGCUGGACGCAAUCAGCUGUCCUCUUUGUAGACAGAAGGUCAGUCUGAUUUGUCAUAUGUUUAACGGGAGCCGAGUGGAUCAACAGUCGAAGGAGGUUCUUUUGGAAAUCACAGACUACAACAAGCGUUACUCCGGAGCGCCACGAAGGGUAAUAGAUUACCUCUGCGACGCCCCGCUGCUGCUGCGGUCGCUGGCCCGGAGCCUGGGCACCACCGGAGGACUGGUGUGGCUGUUUCUCUUCAGAGUGGCUCUGUGCUGCGUGGGGACGGUGCUGUCCGUCGCCUACCCUCCUCUGGACAUUGCGUCUUCCUCAUCAGGUCCCCAGGAUGCAGACCCCUCCAUCUGUGGGCUACUGGGGGUCCUGGAUGAUCUGGUGGUGGUCACCCUCCUGAUCAUCUGCAUUAUUAGUAUCAUCCAGCAUAUGGGGCCAGACAGAGGACAUUUUGAAGACUCUACAGCCUCACAUGAAGCAACAGGAGAGUCACUGGAGAUAGAGGGUGCUUGAGUGUGUGAUACAAGCUGUUUAACACAGUCUUUUAU